GAGGUAACGAAGGAUAAAAUAACAAGAGAGAACAAGAGACAUGGUGAACCACGAGAGCAAACGAGGGAAAAAGGAAUAGACAUUAGGACAAUAAGGAAAGAUAAUGCAGCAGGGCAAGAGGAAAGGAAUCAGCGAGAGGCAGAGGAAAGAAAGGACCGGGAUGAGAUAGAAGAACAGGAAGGAAGGAGGAAUAAACACAAAAACGGAGAGAGAAAUGAAAAGAAAGCACGAAAAGAAGACAUGAGAGAAAUGAAAUAUAGCAAAAAUAAGAAGCGAACGAGAGAAAAUAAGGAGAAAGAAGAAAUAUAUGGAAAAAAAAAAAGAAAAGGAGGAAAGAGAAAAAGCAAGCAAAAGGGAAAGAAAAAGGGAGAUAAUAAAAGAACCAAAACAAUAGAGAAGGAAAUAAGAGCAAAAGAGCACAACGUCAGAAGCAAAACUCAGGAGGAAGCGAGCAAGAGAAGAACAGCACAGAGGAAAAUGGAGGCAGGUCAAAAGAAUAUUGCAGAAACAGGAAAUAAUAAAGGAAAGCAAAAUAAAGCAAUAACAAAGCCAGGAAAAAGACUUGAAGAAAAAAUGGAACAGAAGAAACAACGAAAAAGAGAUAGCGAGACGAAGAAACGAAAGGCAAAAUCAAAAGAAGAGAGGAAGGAAAAUAGAAUAAAUGACAAAGAUGGGAA
This is a messenger RNA of Dentiscutata erythropus, 677 nucleotides long. The record is from the annotation of a GenBank genome assembly. NCBI's taxonomy places the organism in Eukaryota, Fungi, Glomeromycota, Glomeromycetes, Diversisporales, Gigasporaceae.